This is a messenger RNA of Kazachstania africana CBS 2517, 1896 nucleotides long. It is a transcript of the gene SWC3, whose product is annotated as Swc3p. Lineage: Eukaryota; Fungi; Ascomycota; Saccharomycetes; Saccharomycetales; Saccharomycetaceae. Gene Ontology annotation, biological process: chromatin remodeling. Gene Ontology annotation, molecular function: ATP-dependent H2AZ histone chaperone activity. The coding region runs from base 1 to 1896 and encodes 631 amino acids. Gene Ontology annotation, cellular component: Swr1 complex. The transcript has a single exon. The record is from RefSeq and is a predicted model, not a curated record.
AUGCCAGCUGUGCUACGAUCAAGAUCAAAACAACCAGAGGCUUCACCACAGCCUGCUGCUCAAGUACGUAGGCGAAAGAGAAGAACAACUGAAGAUGAAGAAGAUAUCGACCUGUUGGAAGAUUCAGAUACUGCCACCAAUAAUAGACCUUUUGAAAUGAUAGGAGAUCUACCAUCAUCUGUAAGCAUACCAAAUUAUAAUUCUGCAUUGACACAUCCUCUUUCGGUGAAGGAUUCCUCAGUAUUGUACAAUUCUCUGAGAAUUUCCAGAAAUACUUGGAUCAAAGGAGAAAUGUUUGAGAGUUAUUGGAAAAGACCUUUAAUUACUGGCGUAAACAAUAAUAACGUCCCUACCAUCAAGGAUAAGAUGCAAAGGAUGUGUGAAUGCACACUUCUGGGAGGCCCACACGAAUUCAAAGUAAGAUUACAUAUUCUUAAGGAUGACGCCAUUGAACAAAAGUGGCAAGAAGAAGAAGACUCAAAGAAGAAAGCGGUUAAAGAAAGAAGAAAGAUGGAAUUAGAAGCAAAGAAGAAAAGGAUUGAAGAAAGAAAACAGAAGCAACUCUUGAAAAAACAAGAGAAGGAAAAGCAGAAAGAGGCUAAAUUGAAAGCGAAGUUAGAACAACAGAAGAUGAAGGAAGAAAUAAAGAAAUUUAAAGAACAACAAAAGUUGUUGAAAAAAUCAAAUGCAAAUGUCGUUAAGACAGAAAUUUCCAAGACAAAUGAAAUCGCUACAAAAGUUAAAAAAAACAUCAGUGAAAAAAAGCCCAUGUCUAAUGAUUCGAAACUGAUUCAAAAUUUGAAUUUAAUGGCACAAAAGGAUGUACACGUUCGUAAUUUGAUGGACUUGGUGGCAACUCAUAAUGCUACUCCCGUUCAGAUAGAAACUUUCAGGAAGAUUAUUGAUAUAGCAAAAUCGAUGCCCAGUGACUUAAAAUCGCCUGGACCCUACAUCCCCAUUGUUUCAACAAGAGCUAGACAAGUCCUGAAAAAAACUGAGACAAAGAAAGAUGAAGACACGAAAGCUUCUGCUUCUCCAUCUUCAACUGCGCUUGACACUACAGGAGAUAAAAAUGAUCCACUUACUAUGGAAAAGGGAAACGUUACAGAAACCAAUAACUCGAAUACAACUACAGAGGAAAAAACUGAUGAAAUCAGUAAAAAUAAAACGGAAGUUGAAGAAGAAAAUGAACAAAUUGAAGAAAAAAAUGAUUCCAUUAAAGAGUCAGAGGAAAUAGAACCUUCAAAGUCAUUUAAAGGCUCGGCGGAUGGAGGCAAAAAUGAUAUUAUAAGUGGCAAAACGAACGAUCCAGUAAAGAAAGAGGAGGAAAGUGAGAUAAAGGUUCCAAAAAAAGUUAAGAAAAAAAUUGAUGAUGAGGAUAAAUUAACAGGUUUCCAACAGAAGUACGUCGAUGAAUCGCAACUGAUUCUUGAAUUUUUGGAAAAUAAUAAUGCAAGAUUUUACAUGCCUAAGGAUUCUAUAAUAGAAUAUGACGCUGAAAAUGAAAAAUACGUAAUAUCUUGGGUUUUGAUUCAUAAUAGAAAGGAAAUUGAGAAAUUUCUCAGAAAGCAUACAAAAAGAGAUAAUAAGUUAACAUUCAAUGACAUUUUAUUUUAUGAUGACUGUCCUACUCCCUUAAUAAAUCCAAUGACCGUAACAAUAUUGGGUAUACCGAAACGUUUCAAUCAAAUUGUACUAAAUAGCGUGAAUCCCAUUGAAAAAGUACAAGCAGUAAUGAAAAGGUUACUAGAAAUUAGUACGCGAUUAUCUGACUACUAUUUAUGGUACCAGUUAGACGGUUAUGAUGAUGCCAAGCUAUCAGAAAAAUUAAGAAUUGAAUUAAAUGAAUAUGAACAAUCCUUAAGACCUAAGAAGCAGAAAAAGAUUGUUAUAUAA